Leptosia nina is the source of this 534-nucleotide messenger RNA. Lineage: Eukaryota; Metazoa; Arthropoda; Insecta; Lepidoptera; Pieridae. The record is from the annotation of a GenBank genome assembly.
AUGGAGCAACUGGGCCGAGAUUGGAAUGGUGGACAACGUCGCAAAGCCCAGACUCAAUCCACUAGUGGUACAUAUAUUUGUGCUAUCUGUGCCCACGCAUCAGAUGCUUGUGAUAAACAUAGGGAACAGCUUAUUUACUUAGAUAAGCUACUAAGACGAAGAUAUGUGGAAAAUGCUUGCAAACAAAAUCUACUAACAACUAGAGAUGGAACAAAUUAUGGACGCCUCUCUUAUAUUAACAGAAAUGACUGGUCAAAUGCAUGUCUAAGCAAAAAAUAUCUUGACCGAAAACUAUAUCGAGCAAGUAUUAAGUCAGCAAUCCCACUUCUAAUGGACAGACGACCGGUUUUUGUUAUAAAUGAUGGAGAAUUUACACGCAUGACUAGAACUAGUUUUAGACAAGACCCUAUGAUGUCUAGGGAAAGGAUUAAAAUUAAAAAAACAGAAAAUAUACUCACGGACCUGGUUUAUUGCGUGGGCGUACGUGUGAAAAUAGUUUUUUGUUUAAUACAGGGAUUUCAAAUAGUGUUAUAA